GGAAACACCAUCCUUGGUUUGACUGGAUACAUAUCUGAGCCAAAUGGCCUUGAGUAAAAAUCUGCGGCUGGUGCUGUUGGGUAAGACUGGAUCAGGAAAGAGUACAACAGGAAACACGAUCCUGGGCAGAGAGGCGUUUGAGGUGGACUUCUCACCAGUUUCAGUGACCAAGCAAUGUGAGAAACAUGAGAUCACAAGAGAAGGUACAAAGAUCUCUGUGGUCGACACACCAGGGAUUUUUAAUACAUCACUGUCUGGCAAAGAUCUGAGAGCUGAAAUAGGAAAGAGUGUCCUUCUGUCUUCUCCUGGUCCCCAUGUCUUCCUGCUGGUGUUCAGACUCGGCGUGAGAUUCACAGAAGAGGAGAGGAACACUGUGAAGUGGAUUCAGGAGAACUUUGGAGAAGAAGCACUGAAGAAAUUCACAAUGGUCAUAUUCACUAAUGCGCCAAAGCGACAAUCAGUGGACAUUCCCAGUCUUUACUCUGAGCUUCAGAAAGACGAUAUAAACCUGCCUGAUAAAUAUAUUCUCAAAAAAGAUGACCAAUCCCAAGUUCCUACGCUUUUAGAGCAAAUAGAAAACAUUGUGGAGAGUAACGGUGGGCAGCAUUAUACUGAGGGUAUGUACAAGGAAGUUCAGGAAAAGAAUGAGAAAAGAGGAAGGAAGCGUAGGAUAAAGAUCAUAAUACAAACCUUCAUUUUUUUGGGGGUGUUUUGUGUUUCAUAUAAGGUGUUCUAUGAAUAUGUUCUCCCAGCUACACUACGCAGUUUCACUGUUUGGCAAUUUCAGCCCAACAAAACACAGACCCACCCUCAACAUCACUGAAUGUGUACUCGGAUCACGACCAGCAGAAAGUGCUAAACCAGGUUCUAAUAUUGAUCUUUGGAGAAAAAUAGCCCUGCAACUGUAGUGAAGUUAAUAAGUGUACAUACUGAAUACUGAAAGACAUUUUUUUUUUCUGAUUGGUAUUUUGAAUGGAAAUGAAAUGGAGUUUUGCACAGUACUGUAUAAUUAUCAAAGCACUGUCCAUUUACUGAUAAUAUCAUUGUAUUCACAUUAGUAAAAGAAAAUGAAAGAAAGAGAAAAUGUGAUAUGAUAGUCGCUCAGUAAGGAAGCUCACAUCAAAGACUCAUGACAGUACAGUUUACUGUUAAUGACGAUAAUUACACACAACUUCUUACCGAACUAGUAAAAGAAGCACUGCAUUGUCAUCGCUAGACUUUCUUUCUUUCUUUCUUUCUUUCUUU
This is a messenger RNA of Pygocentrus nattereri (red-bellied piranha), 1245 nucleotides long. RefSeq names its product GTPase IMAP family member 7-like. The transcript has 3 exons. Bases 44 to 823 code for a protein of 259 amino acids. NCBI's taxonomy places the organism in Eukaryota, Metazoa, Chordata, Actinopteri, Characiformes, Serrasalmidae. Gene Ontology annotation, molecular function: GTP binding. The record is from RefSeq and is a predicted model, not a curated record.